AGGGGAGACAAUCCCUGCUUUGUAAAUGCAGAACAGUUAAGAAAUAGAGAAUUUUGUGGAUCGUAGACAAAAAAAAUUAAACAAACAUAGUAUUGAAUGGGUAGUUGUACAUGUAACCUGUUAAACACAGGACUAAUAAAUGUUCGGGUUUCUAUUUAACCAGAGUAUAAUAUCUGUGUUGGAUGGGUUUGGGCAGGAGAGUGAACACGCUGGAGGCAGUUAUAAGGCAGAGCAACCAGGUUUCCCACAUUCCUGUAAGAAGUAAGUGGAUCGUUCCUGCCUGCAGGCAGCCUGGUAGAAGAUUCCUCAGAGGACUGCGACCAUCGACAGCAGAAUCAUGUUUCAAAGCACAACCAAGAAAAUUGUGAAAGAGAUUGACCCCUAUGGCUCCACACUGAUCCCUUUGGCAAGCCCAUAUCAUUCUCAACACUGCAAGCCUCUUCAUCUCCUCAUCAAAAAGAAGAAAUCUUUAUUUUCCAGACAAGACAGAUAUGUUCCAACAUCCUUCAAACUGACUGACAUACUGAUGGACGGCCAAGAUUUAGAUUUUGGAUUGAGCAGCUCAAGCUUUGCCUGCUACUCUGAGGAGUUUAGCAGCUCUGCCAGUGGGGAAGUCAAUGUGGAUGCUGGUAACAUUGAAUCAGGAGCGCAUGCAUCGGGAAGUGCAUCAAGAUCCAUGUCUGCUGUGGAAAUGAAGAAACAAAUAAUAUCUGAAAACAUAUUACUGGAUGUUAUUGGAAACAGGAAGGUGAACAGAGAACACAACUUUAUGAAGCAACUGAUGGACAAUAUUGUUUAUAUAGUAUCAGGCGUGAUAGAGACAGAAAAACCAUGUACUGUAAAUAGGACAUCUAAGGCAGAAUCAGGAGUAAAAAUACUAACGAAGCUUCUGAAGGUUGAAAGUGGACUCAGUGCAAGUAGGGAGAAGAAGUUAACCUUUCCGGCUGGAACAACAAUUGCGUACAAGGUCUCUGAACUAAUGAUUACUUUGAAUGACACCCUGGAAUUAAAUUUCGGUGUGAUGCUGCGCAAUGCACUGUCUGGACUUUUUCACAACCAGAAAGAGACAAUUGCUGCUUCAAUUGGUGAGCUGAAGAAACUGUCUGCAGACAAGAGGCUGCUGCUCCUCAAUGUGAUCCUUGAAAAUCUUUGCAACAACGAAAACCUUCCAGUUCUUGAUGAAAUGCUUGACCAGAUGUGUGAAGGUCUGCAACCUGACCUCCAAGUGCUGGAUCUGCUGGAGGAAAGUAGCAGAGUGUGUGUGGAGAAGAUGCUGGACCUGUUGGGAAUUAAGAAGGCUGAUCCACCAGGGCAGCCCCUCACCUUGACUCAGGAUCAGGAAAGGAUCAUCGAGGCAGUAAACAUUCUCAUCCAGUCACUCAAUGAAAUGGAACCUGAAAAUUUCGUCCUGUUGGCAACCAGUGUUAAGGCAAAGAUCAUCCCCAAACAGCUAGAGCUGGCGAAAAUAAUUGAUGACAAAUGGUCCCAGGGGCCUAGAUUGCAAAUUCAGCAGACGUGUGAUAUGGAGGAUCCUGAGAAGACUCUGAUCGCUCAGCUGACAGACGAGGAGUUUGAAAUAACCCAGCAGAUGUUGGAAGAAUCUGGAUUUCAAAUGAAUAGAGAAAACUCUUCAGUUUCACGCGUUGAGGGCCGUGAACACCGAGACGUACUUCCUCUCUUCACUACUCUGUGUGCUCUCAGUGCUUUAUCUGCCUGAACAAUUGUGACAAGAUGCACACCCAUUGUUCAUGGUCCUUUCCCUCUGGAGCAUGUACCCUCUUCCUUUCAGUUUACUGUGACCUUGACAGGAACAUUCUCCCAAGGUCUCUCUUUGGGUAUUGGAAAUACAGUAAAACUCCGUUAAUCCAGCACUCUCGGGAGUCUGGUGAUGCUGGACUAACAGACUUUCUGGAUUAUCGGAAGUUAUUCUAUUAAUAUUCCACCACUUUUAAUCCAUUUUUAAAAAUGAUGUUAUACAAUAAGGUUUCAGUGAACUUGAUAAGUUUCAAGGGAGCGCAGGAAGAUCUGGUUUAGUACCAGAUGAGUUCAAAGGAAGUGCAAGAACCAGAGACCAGUGUGUGUGGGGAAUGGUUGAAACCGGAGUGCAGGAGGAGCACUGGAACUGGGGCCCCGGUGAGCUGACGGGGAGUGCAGGAGCCAGGGCUCCAGAGAGUGGAAAUUUCAAACAUCUCCUGGGGAGCCGGAUGCUGAAGCAAUAGGAAUUCUGAAUGGUCAGAUCAUGGAUUAUUGGAGUUUUACUGUAUCAUUUUCAUUACAGAGGACAUCUUUAAUGUUCUAUGUUUGCCUGUAGCAUUGUAGAACUGGCAAGUGUGGAUUUAACUUUCCUCUCUCCUCUCUUGCUGCUUGGGUGGUACCGUGGUAUUGCAAUGUAUUACCUGUCACUGCUUUAAUAAAGGGCUGGCAUUUAAUGUGAUUUCAUUGAUCACUUUUCACAACCUCAGGACACCCCUGAGGAACCUGCAAUGUUACAGUCAAUGAAAUUCUUUUUAUUAUAUCCGUGGUCAAAUUAUUUCAUAUUCUGCUGGAUUGAAAAAAUGAACUAAUAA
Messenger RNA from Pristis pectinata (smalltooth sawfish), 2567 nucleotides. RefSeq lists its product as uncharacterized. Gene Ontology annotation, biological process: programmed cell death. The transcript has 10 exons. Lineage: Eukaryota; Metazoa; Chordata; Chondrichthyes; Rhinopristiformes; Pristidae. Bases 338 to 1717 code for a protein of 459 amino acids. Gene Ontology annotation, cellular component: cytoplasm. The record is from RefSeq and is a predicted model, not a curated record.